AGUCAUUUAGCUUAAAAAAGAAAUGCAUUUUUUAUAAAAAUUAAUAAUUAAUUUAAUGAGGAAAAAAAAUUAUUAAAAUUAUUUUAAAAAAAUUGUGCGCAGAGAGCAUGCAGAGCCAAGACGUGUGGAAUAUGAACUAAAUAUUUUUUCUCUUUUUUUUUUCUCUUUUUCUCUGUCGUAUCGAAAUGUAUUGAAAAAAAAAGCACAUGGUCCGUCAAUAUAGGUUAAUAAACAGCUUGUUCAAUAUAAAAAAAUAAUCAAAAGUUAGUUAAAUUAUAAACAAUAUAAAAUGAAGGCUAAAAAAUCCAAUAAAAAAUCAAUAACAAUAAAAAAAAGUCGUAAAGAAAUACGUAAAGAUCAACGUAAACAAAAAAAAGUUAGACGUGCUGAAUAUUAUUCAAAAAAAAAUCAACGACCUGGUGCAGUUGUAACAAAUCAAGAUGAUGAUAACAAAAAUAACAAUGAAAAUAUUAAAUUAAAUAAAAAAAAAGCUGAAGUAAGUACAGAAGAUCGUAUUGCUAGAAAGCUAGAAAAUGAAAAAAAACAACAAGAAAGGUUGGCUAAACAAAUGGAAAAAAAACGUAAACAUCAAUUAAUUGAAGACAAUGAAAUGGAAGAUAAAACAAUAAAACGUCUUGAAAAACAAUUAAGAUUAAAUAAACGUAAAAAUAAAAGUACACCAAAAUCAUUUACUGAUGAUGGUUUAGAUUAUUUGUUAGAUUUUUGUGAUCCAGAAAAUCGUAAAAUUGCUAUAGAAACUGAAAAACAUUUAAUGGGUGCUGAUGCUGAAUCUGAUUUUGAGGAAGAUUUUGCUAUGAUGACUGGUGUUGGUAAUGAUAAAGUUGCUAAAGGUAAAGACAAUAAUAAUGAUGCCGAAGAUGAUGAUGAUGAUGAUGAUGAUGUUGAUGGUCUUGAAUCAGAUGAAGACUUGGAAGGAUUAGAAUCUGGUGAAGAUGAAGACUUGGAAGGAUCAGAAUCUGAUGAUGAUCAAGACUUGGAAGGAUUAGAAUCUGAUGAAGAUGACCAAGAUUUAUCAGAACUAAAUGACAGUGAUGACAGUGAACCAUCACCAGCAUCAAAAAAACGUCCAGCCAAGGUAGAAAAUAAAACAUUAUCAAAAAAACAAAAAGUAGAAAAGAAAAAUAAUACAAAUAAACAAAUUAAAUCAGAUGAAAAUGAUGAAAAUGAUUUUAAUAAUGAUGAUGAUGAUGAUGAGGAUGCCUUUGACGAUGACAUGGAAGAUUUUGAUGAAGACAAAGAUGAUAAUGAUGAGUCUGAAUCAACAAAGAAAAAUGAUGAUGGCACAUGGGAAGAUAUUUAUGGUAGAAAACGUGAUAAAGAUGGUAAUGUUAUAACAACAACAACAACAAAUAAAUAUAUACCACCAGCAGCACGUUUAAAAUUACUUGAAAAUACAACAAUUGAAAGUGAAAAAAUAUCUAGACUUAGAAAACAAUUGAAGGGUUUAAUAAAUAGACUUGCUGAAUAUAAUAUACACAGUAUUGCCAAUCAGAUUGAAGAUUUGUACAUGGCAAAUAGUAGAAAUGACAUGAAUGAAUUAUUAGCAAAAUUAAUGAUGGAAUCAAUUGUUGCUCCAGUAAUGACACCUGAUCGUUUAAUUGCUGAACACAUGAUGCUUAUUGCUAUUCUUCAUGCAAAUAUUGGAACAGAAGUUGGUGCACAUUUUUUAUUGACAAUUGUUAAAAAAUUUAAUGAAAUGAUUAAUCAAUAUAAUGAAGUUGAAAAUAAGGAACUUGAUAAUAUUGUACUUAUGAUAUCACAUCUUUAUAAUUUUAAAGUUUAUGGAUCACAGUUAUUAUAUCAAAUACUUGAUAUAUUAGCAUCAAAAUUUAAUGAAAAAGAAAUUGAAAUAAUAUUAUUAAUAUUAAAAACAGUUGGUUUUUUAUUGAGAAAAGAUGAUCCAAUUUUAUUAAAAGAACUUAUUAUUAAUCUUCAACAAAAAGCAUCAUCAUCGAAAUCAACAAAUACAAGAAUACAAUUUAUGCUUGAAAUAUUAAUGGCUAUUAAAAAUAAUAAUAUGAGUAAAAUAGCACAAUAUGAUCCAUCACAUAUUGAACAUUUAAAAAAAAUGUUAAAAACAAUUUUGAGAAAAGGUAAUACAGUUACACAAUUUAAUAUAUCAUUAAAUGAUUUAUUAAAUGUUGAUGAAAGAGGUAAAUGGUGGAUUGUCGGUUCAGCAUGGACUGGUAAAAUUGAUAAUUUAAAAAUAGAUAAUAAAAGUACAAACAAUAAAGAUACAAUGUUUAGUCAAAAAAUACUUGAUCUUGCUGAUAAACAAAGAAUGAAAGGUGUUAAAAAAGAUAUAUUUUGUAUAUUAAUGACUGCUGAAGAUUAUAUGGAUGCAUUUGAAAAACUUCAUUCAUUACAAGCUAAAGAUGUUAUACCAGUUAUUAUCAAUUGUUGUUUACAAGAAAAGAAAUUUAAUUUAUAUUAUGCAUUAUUAUCACAAAAAUUAUGUGAUUAUGAUAAAAAAAAUGCACGAGUAUUUGGACUUCAAUUAAGAGAUGGUAUUAAAAAUAAACUUGAAAUACUUGGUGAAUAUAAAAAUAUACAAAUUCAUAAUUUAGCUGAAUUUUGUGCAAAUUUAAUUAUUGGAAAAGCAAUAACAUUAAUAAUAUUAAAAGAUAUUGAAUUUACUGAACUUGAUAAACCAACAAUGCGUUUUCUUAGACAAUUAAUGAUUGGUAUAUUACUUAAUGAUAAUACUGAGUCAUGUGUUGAAGCAUUUGAAAAAAUAUCAAAAUCACCAAAUUUAAAACCAUUAAGAGAUGGAUUGAGAUUUUUUAUAAGUUGUUUUGUUGUUAAAAAUAUUGAUUCUAAAAAUUUACCAGAAAAUCAUGUACGUAAAUUAAAAGAACGUGCUGAUAUUGUUGAAAAAAUAUUGCUAACUCGUUCUGGAAGAAUUGCUUUUUAAUGAUUUAAUAAAAUGUAAAAAUAUUUUUAGCUACUCAAAUUUUACAUCAAGUUUUAUAUUCAUGUAAAUAUAAUUAUAAUGACAAAAUAUUAUUGUUUGAUAAUUCAUGAUUAUAGGACUUUAAAUUUUCAUUAAUUAAUUAAUUUAAUUACAUAACGUUUUACUGCAAUCAUGUAAAAUUGUUCAAUAAAUUUUGUAAUAUUAAAAUGA
Molecule: messenger RNA, 3145 nt
Organism: Aphidius gifuensis
Lineage: Eukaryota; Metazoa; Arthropoda; Insecta; Hymenoptera; Braconidae
Product: nucleolar MIF4G domain-containing protein 1 homolog
Exons: 2
Coding region: 290-2935 (881 amino acids)
Biological process (GO): ribosomal small subunit biogenesis
Cellular component (GO): nucleolus
Molecular function (GO): RNA binding; protein binding
Source: RefSeq, a predicted model, not a curated record